Molecule: messenger RNA, 2933 nt
Organism: Poecile atricapillus (Black-capped chickadee)
Lineage: Eukaryota; Metazoa; Chordata; Aves; Passeriformes; Paridae
Exons: 2
Coding region: 1241-2239 (332 amino acids)
Source: RefSeq, a predicted model, not a curated record
CGGCGGAGGAAUGCGAAUAUCGGCUUCGCCUUUUCACAGCACCUGUAAGCGCCCAGGUACGGGUGGAAGAAAAAGUCCUCUUCUGCACAGCAGCAGAACCCAAAAACCAAGGACACCAUUGCAGCUUCAGGCCCAAAAAGUGUAAACAACAGAAAGUUGAGGAGAGCAGUCUGGGAGGAUGGGACUUCAUAACCUGAAGCUAUAAUUGGACAAUUAACCCCAACAUGUAAAUGGACCGAAAUUUACAAAAGUCUGAAAAUGUGUGAUCCAUCAUCCAUCUUGGGUGUAGCCUCAGCCAGGCUCUUGUACUGCCCAAGGUGUAUUCUUUGAAGGCCUUUUUAAUAAAUACCAACUUCAUUCCUGUCCUGGGGUGACUUUAUGAUACUGGUAUCCCCAAUCGUCUGGUUUAUGUUAUAUAUUAAGUUCUGCACCUUUAAGGCUGGCUUUGAGAGCAAGAGAGGGGGAAGAAGAAGCGCGCAGUUUGUGUUAAAGAAAAACAUCACUCCCACACAUCUCGCUCCUGGACUGUGGUGUCUGCAGCACGGACAGACAGCGGGACAGAGCUUCUCUCUGGCUUUUAGUUAGUUUUAGCUAGCUGAAGCAGAAGAGUUCCCUGGACCUUUGGUUUUUUUCCAUUUUUCUUGGAUCUGUGCAAGCCUGCUCUGGACUGAACACCCAGCCAAACCCCGGGAGCUCACGCCUGUGGCCCACCAGGGCCUGGGCCUCGGCACUUUCCAGCGCCGGAGGGACUGAUAAGAACCUGAGCGAGCUGAGCUACAUCACAUGAAAAGGACUUUUCUUCCUAGACUUGCCAUCCCAUCGAACAGCAAGAGGUUUUAUUAUUUAAUAUUAUUCAAUUUUCUGUUAAAUAAACAGCUUCUUCCACUUCUCUCCAUGGAAUUUUUUUUUUUUCCUUUUCCCGGACCAGUUGGUGGGGAGGGGCAUUUCCCUGGGGAAAUCCCCAUUUGGAGCUUUCCUCCCUAAUUUGCCCUAAACUAGGACAAAUACAGUUUUUGGCGCCCAACGUGAGGCAAGAGAAAGUGGAAAAACCUGUACUGAUUGUUGGUUGUAUUUUUAGUUGUAUUUAUUCUGUAUUGAGAUAAAGCAGUCAGUAGCCAUGUUGUUUAGAUACAUUGUAUCUCUCAGGGUAGAGGCCUUCAUGUAGAUCUGGUCCCUAGAAUUUUUUGAGGUUUUAAUACCUGUCUUUGCCCUCUUUCACAGUAGAGAGGCACGGAUUAGAAUGGUUAUUGUGCUGGGCUUGGUGAUAAUGAUUCAUAGGAAGUUCAUAGAACGACUGAAGUUUCUGUCAGGUAUGUUUGGCUUAUGGUUUCUUCGCCCGACCCUGCCUCCCAGUCCCAAUAGCACAUUUUGGGAGUUUAUUAGUAAUUGUACCCAGUUUGUUAGAGGAAGACCAGAGGAUGAGGCUUUUCAGCCUUUUCUUUCCUUCUUCUCCUUUGAAUCUGUUAUGUCCCUCUUUGAGAAUAUCCAGUUUCCCCUGAAUGUUAAGGAUACCACUUUCCUAGUAGUUCAGCUGUUAAGCUUCCUCUAUACGGUCUGCAGCUUCUCUAGAGUGAGGGCUGAGAUAUCCAGAGGAGCCAACGAGACCCCUGUCCCAGAAGUAGACUCAGGUGUGAGAAAUCCUGAGUGGUGUAGAGAAUGGGAGAGAAUUGGCCAAACUCUGAAGGAAUUUUCUGAUCCCCCAGCCUGGGAAUUUUCACUUGAACAAAUUCAGAACCCAGAUGAAGUAAGGAAAUAUCUGGAAGAGAAUUGCUGUGAUGAUUCUAAGAAGAAAAAUAUCAUUGCAAUAAGCUGGGCCCUAGCGUAUGCUUAUCACACGGUGCUAGAUACUAUAGGGCAGGCAGAUAAAUCAGCAGCUACCCCAGUCACUCAGGCUGCAGCCAAGCUAGCAGCCAAACCAGACAGUGAGCCUAAGCCAGCAGCCAAACCAGACAGUGAGCCUAAGCCAGUGGCCAAACCAAACAGUGAGCCUAAGCCAGCAGCCAAACCAGACAGUGAGCCUAAGCCAGUGGCCAAACCAGACAGUAAGCCUAAGCCAGUGUCUGUUGCUCCUACCACGAGAGGUAUGAAAUUCAAAACCAAAACCGAUCGGCCAGUAGAUGAUGAUAAUGGCGAUGCGGGGGAAGGACCCUCAAGACCAGCAACUGAUCAAAAAUCAGAAGGCACUGGUGAACCUUUCUCCCUGAAAGACCUUCGUGGCCUGAGAAAAGAUUACACUUGACGACCUGAUGAAUCUAUAAUUAGUUAGUCCGUCUGUGGGAUGCUGCAGGUGAAGCUACAGUUCUGGAUGGCACUGAAGCGAGGCAUCUGGGGUCCCUGUCACACGAUCCGGUUAUCAAUCAAGGAAUGAUGAAGGGGGCUGACCCUUACAGUCUCUGGGAACGGGUCCUAAGAAGUGUGGCACAAAGAUAUCUGUGUGCAGAUGAUCUCUAUAUACAGCAAACUCGUUGGAAAACCAUAGAACAGAGGAUUCAGCGCUUGAGAGAAAUGGCAAUAGUAGAGAUUGUCUUUGUGGGUGACUUAGGUACUAGAAAUCCAGACUUGGUGCCAUGUACAUCUGUGAUGUGGCGAAAACUUGUUCGACUUGGGCCACAAGAAUACGCUUCUGCUUUAGCAACAAUGAAGCAAGAUGACCGGGAGGAGACUGCUGGAUAUGGUGAAGAAACUUCGAGCAUAUGCAGAUACCAUGCAUGGCCCCAUACAGGCAACAAUUGCAGCUGUGGAAACACGUAUGCAAAACUUCCAAGACAAAAUAGAGGAGAAUCUCAAGAAACUCAGGGAGGACCUUCUUCCAGUCUCGGCAGUACAGACCAGGAGCCCUGGUACUCAACGCAGAAGUUCCCCAGAUAGAGAGAAAAAGCUACGAGCUGAGCUGUAGUUUUUCCUACAUAACUGUGGAGAAAACAUGAAAAGAU